CGGUAACUUAGCGUGUAGGUAUACAUGGCCAUCAGUGUUAAAAUAUGACGAUGACUAUAGGAAAAAACAAAAUGUAUACAUGUUUAGAUGGGGAACGGAUACUCCCCAUCUAUCAGAGGUACAUUUAGAAAGGAGGCCCCCUAAAAACGAUUUUAACAAACCAUCAAAUGCCAUUGGAAAAAAGAAAACUUCAACAUGGUCAUCUAAUAGGGUACUGUACUGUGAUCAAUGGAACAAUAAAGGGACUUGUUCAUAUGGGGACACCUGCAAGUUUGCGCAUAAAUGCAAAACCUGUAAUAAAAGUGAACAUCAUGGGAAAGAUCAUCCUUAGACCGAGUCUUCAAGUACAAAAGAUGAAUAGGAC
This is a messenger RNA of Owenia fusiformis, 364 nucleotides long. NCBI's taxonomy places the organism in Eukaryota, Metazoa, Annelida, Polychaeta, Sabellida, Oweniidae. The record is from the annotation of a GenBank genome assembly.